UGCAGGGAGGGGGCGCCCCGCCGCGGGUUAUGGCCGAGCUAGGAAGCCAGGAGCCCGAGAUCGGGGCCUGCAGCCCCAGUGUGGCGGGGGACGCCAUGGCUCGACAACAGCUCUUCCGAGCGCUGGUGUCGGCACAGUGGGUGGCAGACAUGCUGCAGGCCCCCAGUGCCAAGCAGCCCCUGAAGCUGCUGGAUGCCUCCUGGUACCUGCCGGCGCUGGGCCGCAACGCGCAACGCGAGUUCGAGGAGCACCACAUCCCCGGCGCAGCCUUCUUUGACAUCGACCAGUGCAGCGACCUCACGUCGCCCUACGACCACAUGAUGCCCCCGGCAAAGCACUUCGCGGACUACGUGGGCAGCCUGGGCGUGGGCCCCACCACCCACGUGGUGGUCUACGACGCCAGCGACCAGGGCCUGUACUCCGCGCCGCGCAUCUGGUGGAUGUUCCGUGUCUUUGGCCACCGUGAGGUGUCCCUGCUCAAUGGCGGCCUCCGCAACUGGAAACGCCUGGGCCUCCCGCUGAGCUCGGGCAAGAGCUGCCCGGCCCCCGCCAAGUUCCAGGCCAAGCUGGACUCCACCUUUAUCAAGACGUUCCAGGACAUCAAGGAGAACCUCCAGUCCCAGCGCUUCCAGGUGGUAGAUGCCCGCGCCAAUGGCCGCUUCCGCGGCGUUGACCCCGAGCCCAGAGAGGGCAUCGAACCUGGUCACAUUCCCGGUGCCAUCAACAUCCCCUUCACAGACUUCAUGACCCAGGACGGCCUGGAGAAGACCCCCGAGGAGCUCCAGCGCCUGUUCCAGGACAAGAAGGUGGACUUGUCCCGGCCCCUGGUGGCCACGUGCGGCUCCGGGGUCACCGCCUGCCACGUGGCGCUGGGGGCCUACCUCUGCGGCAAGCCUGACGUGGCCGUCUACGAUGGCUCCUGGGUGGAGUGGUUCAUGCGGGCCAGGCCGGAGCACGUCAUCUCUGAGGGCCGCGGGAAGACGGAGUGAGGCAGGCAGGACACACCCCCCUGCGCGCUGGGCCCCGCCUGGGCUCUGACUCAGCAUCAUCAGACUCAGGUGGGGUGCGGGGUGACUUCCCAGAGGCCAGGAAUUCCGAGGACUUGUGGGCUCCCAGGGGAGGCUGGGCAGGUGGCCGGCCUGGAAGAGGGGAGCUGCCCACGUGCUGAGCUAGGGCCUCCCCUCCCGCCUGUUAGAACUGAGGAAAUAAAACAGCCAAGUGCUAAAUCCUUCUAAGCACGGAGCUGCCUCUAUUUCCCUGGUGGUGCCAGGAUGCCAGGCCAAGGGUGCUUCUAAUGCCCAAGGGGG
This is a messenger RNA of Talpa occidentalis (Iberian mole), 1307 nucleotides long. It is a transcript of the gene MPST, whose product is annotated as mercaptopyruvate sulfurtransferase. Gene Ontology annotation, biological process: transsulfuration. Gene Ontology annotation, molecular function: thiosulfate-cyanide sulfurtransferase activity. The transcript is spliced from 3 exons. NCBI's taxonomy places the organism in Eukaryota, Metazoa, Chordata, Mammalia, Eulipotyphla, Talpidae. Gene Ontology annotation, cellular component: mitochondrion. Bases 30 to 989 code for a protein of 319 amino acids. The record is from RefSeq and is a predicted model, not a curated record.